UGAUCGUCAAAUAGUGCACUGUGUAUUGCUUAGUUUUAGAACAAUUUGCCAUUUAAUCUCGCGAAAUUUUCGAACAUUCAAUACUUUCAGCAAACACAAAAAAAUAUUUGAUCGAAACAGAACAGCAAAAUGAGGUUUUCAUUUGUGUUAGGUCUUGCUUUUGUUGCUAGUGCUAGUGUUAUGGUUUAUAGUGUACCAGUCAACGGUGAUUCGCUUGUGAAAGAUAUGGUAAAUCUAACCCUCUCAAAGGAGAAUGAAUCUGAAUCCCUUUACAAAGCUAUUGUAACAGACGAUGUGGAUCUGGUAAAAUCUCUGGUGGACAACGGUGCAAAUGUAAAUGCAUUUUACGGAGAACACGUGAAUCAAACACAAUUACAAUGGGCGGUUCUAAACGGCCAUUUGGAAAUAUGUAAAAUUUUAGUCACACAUGGUGCCAACGUCAAUGCCGUUAAUAAUGUGAAAUUUCAGUCGUUACAUUUGCUUGCAGUCUCUGGCAAAAGGGAGUUGGCCCAAUUUCUAAUUGACCAUGGAGCUGAUAUAAAUGCUGGAGAUAAUAACAGGAACACUCCGUUGCACAUCGCUGUUCAUUUUGAUAAUUUGGACAUGUGCAAAUGCCUUAUUGAAAGUGGAGCCAAUGUCAAUGCUAAAAAUAAGAACAACGAGACACCCCUGCAUAAAAUGGCCUUUAACGGCAAAAGAGAAAUUGCCGAGUAUCUUAUUACAUAUGGAGCAAAUGUUAACGCCGAAGAUAUUAACAAAUGCACACCACUUCAUAACGCUUAUAAAAAUGGAAACGAUGAAUUAAGGAAACUAUUAAUCGAUCAUGGAGCAGAUUUAAAUGUAAUCAACACCUUCGGCGAAACACCUAGCGAUAUGAAACUGAUAAUUUGAAACGGCUAGUCAUAUGAAGAAUCGAAGUCAAAUCGCCAAAAUGCACUUUUUUGUGAUGUUUCAUGGCGAAUUAUCACAUUUUCGUUUUAUGUGGGAUCUGAUAUUACUAGUCCCACAGAUUCUGAGAGCUGUUAUAUUGAAUGCAAGUUUUGAAUUUUUUCCAGUCGAAAUUUUUGUCGCACAUGUAUAACGACCACUUUACUGGGAUAAAAACCAUUCAAUAUUCAAGACUGUCAAAUUUGUGGAUCUAGAAAUUAUGUAGAUUCUGUUGAAAACGAAAAGGUGAUAAUUCGUUAAUUUUGUUAAGUGUAUUUCAAAGAAUGUCGUUUCUUCAUCCUUUGACGAUUUUUCUUGACGUUUCUCCACAUUCUGGCGAUAUUUCGAAAAAAAUCGGCAAAGUGUGAAGAAACGCCGAAAAAAAAUCGACAAAGUGUGAUUUGACUUUUACGAUACUUCACGGCUAUAAAACAAACGAAGUAAAUGAUUUGUAGCAAACACAAUAUAUUAAAGAAGAGAUGAAAUGAU
This is a messenger RNA of Bradysia coprophila, 1416 nucleotides long. RefSeq lists its product as uncharacterized. Gene Ontology annotation, cellular component: ubiquitin ligase complex. Gene Ontology annotation, biological process: ubiquitin-dependent protein catabolic process. The record is from RefSeq and is a predicted model, not a curated record. NCBI's taxonomy places the organism in Eukaryota, Metazoa, Arthropoda, Insecta, Diptera, Sciaridae. Gene Ontology annotation, molecular function: protein binding.